Molecule: messenger RNA, 693 nt
Organism: Cydia pomonella (codling moth)
Lineage: Eukaryota; Metazoa; Arthropoda; Insecta; Lepidoptera; Tortricidae
Exons: 2
Coding region: 1-693 (230 amino acids)
Biological process (GO): DNA integration
Molecular function (GO): nucleic acid binding
Source: RefSeq, a predicted model, not a curated record
AUGAUAGCUCGACGCGGCACGCCUACGGUUCUCUACUCCGACAACGCCACUAAUUUUUACGGAGCGGAGCGAGAACUAGCCGAGGCCAAAAGGACGCUGCCAGACAGUCUAAAGCCAUUCCUGACUGAACGAGCGAUUACCUGGAAGAAGAUACCGCCCGGCAACCCUUCCGCCGGCGGUGCCUGGGAGCGACUCGUGGGCAGCGUAAAAACGGCGUUAAAAGUUAUAUUGAAAGAGAGAGCACCCCAUGAAGAGGUCCUGCAUACGCUGUUACUAGAAUCCGAGCACAUAGUGAACUCCAGACCACUGACGCCGGUGAAUCCAGAUUUAGACGUCGAAGCCUUGACACCGGCAGCCACUUUCUCAUCGGCCGCGUGCUCCAUCAAUGAAGCUAAGAAGAAAGGGGAGGCCACAGACGUCGUAAAGCCGCUCUUCAAUAUCUACGGGCUGGAGACGGAGAAGCGGCUUAAAAUCGCCGUCAGAGGCCUUCCCGCGAGGACCCCGCUACAAGACUUCCUGGACGCAAUGGAGAAGCAAGGACACCCCGUGGAAUACGCAAAGGAAAUCCCCGCGAGAGCGGGACGCUCGGGCUCAAUUUACUUCGUGCAGCUCGCGGGGACCGCCCGGGAUCACGCGAGCGUCUACGGGGUGGCAGAGCUGCUCCAUAUCCGAGGAGUGAAGGUGGAGGCAUGA